Molecule: messenger RNA, 4160 nt
Organism: Acipenser ruthenus (sterlet)
Lineage: Eukaryota; Metazoa; Chordata; Actinopteri; Acipenseriformes; Acipenseridae
Product: melanotransferrin-like
Exons: 17
Coding region: 1604-3814 (736 amino acids)
Biological process (GO): iron ion transport
Cellular component (GO): early endosome; recycling endosome; extracellular region
Source: RefSeq, a predicted model, not a curated record
GGUGGACCUUUAACACUCAGAUCCGCCCACCUGUUCAUGUCAUUGUGUGACACAUGAUGUAGCCCACGAUUUGAGUUUAAAAACGUUAAGACAUUUAAAAAUGAACUCAUUUCGACACUCCACAAGCAAGGGGGGGGGCAACCCCGUACAGUGUCUCACACGCGUAGGGCUGCGAGUUUAAAUGAACCUGGAAACAAAUGAAAAUAAAUGCGUUUCCAGCCGGUGCUCGACUACAGAGGGAACAUGCUGGACCUGUCAUGUAUCCUAACCUCAGUACUGCCUUGCGUCUGCUUUUGACUGUGCCUGUCACAGUAGCGUCAGGCGAGAGAAGCUGGUCUUGCUGGAACAUGAAAUUAAUCAGAAAAGAGUUACGUUCCUACAAUGCUGCAGGAGCGUUUGACUAGACUAGGACAGAUACCGAUCGGGCACCAGAUUGGCCAAAAACUGGAUUAUUCAGCUUCAAUUGCAGGCUUUUUUUUGUGAUUGCUGCGGUAAAAUGCAAUACCAUAAUAGUGUCGUUGUUGCACUGUUUGAAAGCUAUGGUAUCGUGGCGCAGUAUUACUGGUAAGAACAGGGAAGGGGCCCCUGAAUCGAGCUUUGCAUGGGGCCACUGCUGGUGUGGAUGUCACAUGCUUUUACAUGUGACUAGUUGUUUGAUCCUCAGGGUAAAAAUAAUGAUUUAACAUCCUCUGUAGUUCUAAAAUGAAAAGUGAUGUUAAACCCUAUUCAAUGUGGCAUGAAUCAGACGCGCUUGUCAUUUCCUUGCGUGUUUGCUUAUUGCAGAUUUCUGUUGUUUUUCUCUCCCAAUAGUAUGUCAUCUUAUUCCCGGAUGACUCAUUAGUUUUGCUUUUCAAGAAUGUGAAUAUUUACAAUAGGCCUUUGCACGUAUGAAAGAACCAAGUAAUAGACCGAAUAUUACCAGCACGACUGGGAGUAUCGGUUUCCAACUGGUCGUACAGCUCAUCCCAGUUCAAGAGCUGGUCAAACUGGUUCAAGAAAAACAAACAGUUCCUUUAAAUUCUUGUUAUUGUUCUGUCAAGUGGUUGUUUUCUAUAUGCCAUUGCAUUCUACAGAUAUGAUUGGCAAUGUCAGGGUCUGCUAUAUUUACAUUACAGAUCUGUGCGUAACCUUCUGUCUUGGAGAUUGCCAGCUAAUUUCAAUUUAAUGCGUUUAUUGGCUGAUAUCGGUGAUCGCUCAUGGAUGAUCUCUCUCAAGACGCUUACAGUAUGUUUUUGAGAGAAGGGUUUUGGCAGCCGUUUGCAGCUCCCGCCCCAUGAAAGGAUCAUGAUGCAACGUUAAGGUUUCCGUGCCUGGCAACGAUUACAGAGAGCGUUAAACUGUCAGAAAAGAGCCCUCCGCUUCAUGACAGAUGUGCAUCUGGUUGCAAUGAAGGAGUGUUGCGAAUGUUUUCCAUCUGUAAAAUAAGAGAGGAGAAAUGCUCUAGCUAUACACCUUAGUGCCAUGUUAACAGCGCCUCCCUGCACAGCUGCGGGGGUGUCUGUACUGUUGUCUAAACGGGACACGCGUUAAACCGUUCACAUCGUGUGCUCUCCAGUCCACAGAACAUACAGCUGGCAGUCAGGACUGCGAAAGGAAAUUCAGGAUGAGAGGGUUCUUUCUUCUGCUGCUUCUCGUCUCCCUUUCAGAUUCCUCAUGGGGGAAGAAGUUCAGGUGGUGCACGGUGUCCGAGAGAGAGCAGAGGAAGUGUGCCGAGCUGUCCAAGGCCCUGGUAGCAGUGCUCCCUCCCGCAGCCAUCAAUGCGUUCGCCAGGCUCUCCUGCAUAAAGGCACACAGCACGGCCGACUGCAUCAGCAAGAUAAGGGCUAACCAAGCCGACGCGAUCACCCUGGAUGCUGGAGACGUGUACACCGCAGUCAAGCAGUUCAACCUGGUCAUGGUGGCAAAGGAGCUCUACCCAGAUGGGGGUUGUGUGUUCGCCGUGGCGGUGGUCCGCAAUCAGAGCCUGGAUAUCCGCAGCCUGCACAAGACCAGGAGCUGCCACAGCGGGGCCCGCUCCACUGCCGGCUGGAACCUGCCCAUGGGCUUCCUGCUGUCCAAAAACUACCUGCAGUGGUACGAGGAGCAGCCCCUGAGCGAAGCGAUCAGCUCCUUCUUCAGUGCUAGUUGUAUCCCUGGAGCUGCCUCGCUGGCCCCCGAGCUGUGCACGCUCUGCCAGGGACAGAAGUCCUACACCCGGGACAAGAACUACUUCUGCGAGGCAAGCGAGAACGAGCCCUUCUACGAUUCGGAGGGGGCCUUCAGAUGUUUGAAAAGGGGCAAGGCUGACGUUGCCUUUUUAGACCACACAGCUAUACUCCAUAUUGAUGAGUCGGAGAAGGAGAGCUACAGGCUGCUCUGUGCUGACGGGUCCAGAGCAGAGCUGGCAGACUUCAGGAGGUGCAACCUGGGCCGGGGUCCUGGAAGAGCCGUGGUGACGAGACAUAACUACAGGAAGAUCGCACGCAAGUUCCUGACCGUCGCACAGCGGCUGUUCGGGCGCCGGGGGCGCAAGGGCCAGCGGUUCCAGCUGUUUGAGUCGUCGGCACUGGGAGGGAGGAACCUGAUGUUCCGGGACGUAACGGAGAAGCUGCUGAUCCUCUCCGACGAGGUGGACAUCAACCAGAUCCUGGGGCUGGACUACGUGGCCCUGCUGAAAGGACUCGGACACGAAGGGAGCUCCAUGGACAACAGCGUGGUCCGCUGGUGCUGCAUCAGCGUCGGCGAGCAGAAGAAGUGCGAGGAGUGGGCUCUGAACAUCAAAUCUGACCCCCUGGUGUGCGUCAGAGCCGUUUCCAUGAGCGACUGCAUUGAGAAGAUCAAGAGAGAUGAGGUGGACGCGGUCUCUCUGGAUGCCAGUCAUGUCUACAUCGCUGGGAAGUGUGGUCUGGUCCCAGUGGCAGCAGAGUAUUACGGGGAAACGUGUGUACCAGCAGCUGGUGGGACGAAAGGAUCUGCUCAUUACGAAACCGAAGUGCUGCCCCCUGUCUACGCGGUGGCUGUGGUGAAGAAGUCGUCCGGGAACGUGUACUUCGGCAAUCUCUCCGGGCGCCGGUCCUGCCACAGCCAGAUCUACAGCCCCGCGGGCUGGCUGCUCCCCGCCAACCACACCAUCCGAGCCAACGGCAACCAGAGCUCCCACCGCGACUUCAACACAGCGUACAGGGAGUAUUUCUGGAAGGGGUGCAUGCCUGGAGCGCGUGGGAGUCUCUGCAAGGUUUGUAUUGGUGGAGACGAGGACCUGGGAGCCAAACCGUCCAAUCAGAGAUGUGCAGCCAACCAUAAUGAGCGUUACUACGGCAACAUGGGGUCCUUGAGGUGUUUAGUUGGGGAUCCAAGCGGGAAGAGUUUUGGAGACGUGGCCUUCCUGGAACAGCACAGCCUGCUGGAUAACAUUGAGAAUCUGGAGCGGAGCGGCUGGUCGAGUGGCUGGACGGCCCAGGACUUGGAGCUGCUGUGCCCCGGCGGUCAUCGCGUCCCCCUGGCACAGUGGCGGGAGUGUCACCUCGGCGCUGUGCCCCCCAGCGUGGUGAUGACACGCCCCGUCCUCACCACCAAGAUCUACGACUUCCUCAUGAAGUCCCAGGAAACCUUGGAAGCAAACCCAGACUCAGACUUCCAGUUGUUUGAGUCCCAGAAGUACGGAGAGAGUGACUUGCUUUUCAAAGACCUGACUGAGUGCUUGGUCCACACCAGUCACCUGGACCAUCGGGCUAUACUGGGAGAGGAGUUCUACCAGUUAGUUGAGGCAGCCUUCAACUCCACACAAGCAGAUAUUCUGCAGUUCUGCAAACAGGAUGUCUGCAGCAUCUACUGACCUCCUUGCAGCAUGAAGAGGCUCUGCAUCACUAAAGAGUCAAAUCCUAUCGCUCAGCAAUACAAACUUUGUAAUCAAACUGGUUUUACUAAUGCAUUCUCCGGAGAGAGCAGACCAGGGUGUCCAAGGCAGCUACACGUGGCAGAGGCGUUUGGGAAGACUGGUAAAUUGUCACGUUCGUUGUGCAGGAACCAUUCUGUAUAAAUGAGAUUGUAAAGGGCUCUCAGUAUUGGGUGCUUCUGCUUGUUUCAAUGGAUCUUGGGAACGUUUUCAGUAUUAAACAGAAGAAAGGUUAAGACGCUUUGACUAAACAGAUUUCAAUGUAAAAGUAAACUAUAAAUCACGA